GAAACAAGAACAUCCCAAGCAAAUGAUCAAAGUUCAGGUAGACAGAGAAAUUAUUCAAGACAUUUGAGAUUAUUGAUAGAUCCUUGAAAUUGAAGUUUUCAACCUGUUAUUAUCAGAAGAAGGAAAUCCCACCUCCGGCCUGCGUGCUCCGAAACAGACGAUAACAUAUACGUAGUUGAAAACAAGGAAGGAAGUAGUUAGUUGUCUAAUUCUUACAAUCGGACUUAAGUUUAGUUUAGUUUAGCAGAAACAAACAGUAGUACCGUACAAUAACCAUUAGGAAGGGAGCUUAGCCUCUCUUUGAAUUUGAAUUUUGGAUCAAAUGGAGAGUUGCUGCAUAUGGAGUGCUCAUCAACAUCUGAUUCAGUCCCACCAUCGCUUCAUCGGUUUUUCCAAUCAUAAAAAUCAACUUGUUCAUUUACUGGCGGCAAAUGGUCCCCGUAAAUGUAAUACCAGAAGCAGCAGAAUCUUCUGUACUUAUGAAGACCCCGUCAAGAAACCACCACAACCAUCACCAUCUUCUUCUUCGUCGUCGUCUUCGGCAAUCCAACUUUACAAUCAGAUUGAAAGAUUACUUACGGAGACCUCAAGACAAUCACAAGAUUAUUGGGGUGGUUCUAAAGACUGGUCUGAAGUUGAGGGAUCAUGGGUUCUUAAACCAAAAAGCUCAAGACCCAAGUCAGUUGUUCAUUUCAUUGGUGGUAUAUUCGUUGGAGCAGCACCCCAGCUUACUUACCGUUUAUUUCUUGAACGCUUGGCAGAAAAGGGUGUUUUGGUGAUUGCCACACCAUAUGCUAGUGGAUUCGACUAUUUCUUCAUUGCUGAUGAAGUGCAGUUCAAAUUUGAUAGGUGUCUUCGGUUUCUUCAAGAAACCGUACAAGAUGUUCCUACUUUUGGCAUAGGCCACUCUUUGGGAAGUGUCAUUCACCUUUUGAUUGGAUCACGAUAUGCUGUGCAAAGAAGCGGAAAUAUACUGAUGGCAUUCAAUAACAAGGAAGCAAGUUCAGCUAUCCCUUUGUUCUCACCUGUUCUUGUCCCAGUGGCCCAAAGCUUUGGACCAUUUCUAUCACAAAUCGCAUCAUCACCGACCGUUCGACUUGGGGCAGAGAUGACAAUGAAGCAACUAGAGAACUUUAGCCCUCCCAUUAUGAAGCAAGUUUUUCCUUUGGUUGAGCAACUUCCUCCCUUAUACAUGGACUUGGUUAAUGGAAGAGAAGAUUUCAGUCCCAAACCCGAAGAAACUCGUCGCCUUAUAAAAUCAUAUUACGGCAUUUCUAGAAAUCUUCUGAUAAAGUUCAGGGACGAUGCAAUCGAUGAAACUUCAAUGCUAGCUCAGGUGCUUAGUUCAGAAGCAGCCAUUAGUUCAAUGCUAGACAUGUCAAUUCGCAUGUUGCCAGGAGAUCAUGGGCUUCCAUUGCAGCAGGUGUUCCCAGAUGUCCCUCCUGCAAUGGCAGAUGCAGUAAACCGAGGAAGUGAGCUUUUUGCAAAUCUUACCAUGGGAACCCCGUGGGAGACAGUUGCCAAAGAAGUAGGCAACACACUAGGCGCAGACUCGAGCAUCCUCCGUGCACGAGCAUCAAAGGAUGUAGACCAACUUGUGGAAGUGAUAAUAUCCUGGAUGGCUUCAAAUUCAGGGCCGAAAUUCUAGAGGCAAUGAUACUUGUACCAAGUAAAUCAAAGAGUCAACAAUAGGGAAGAUACUAGAAGAAUCUACAGAGACGGGGCCUUCUUAUGGUAUUGUAUUGUAUUGUACAUUCGAUAUGUCUUGAUGCAUGACAAAUCAUACAAGUAAAUAAUUAGGAGUUAGUAGGUUUUUUUUUUUUUUUUUUAAUAUGUAUGUUUAGGUUGUGUGAGAAACAUGCAAGUGUCUACAAGCCAUUAGAAAGAAGAAAGUUGUGUAUUUUAGGUCAUAUGACAGUGUACUAAUGCUCACAGAGGAAAAUUUGAUUUCCAAAAGGGCCAGAAGGAAUUCAAAAGGUUGUUCUUUUCCUUUC
Populus trichocarpa (black cottonwood) is the source of this 1994-nucleotide messenger RNA. RefSeq lists its product as uncharacterized. The record is from RefSeq and is a predicted model, not a curated record. The coding region runs from base 323 to 1648 and encodes 441 amino acids. NCBI's taxonomy places the organism in Eukaryota, Viridiplantae, Streptophyta, Magnoliopsida, Malpighiales, Salicaceae. The transcript has 10 exons.